AUGCCACAAUUUCCAACAAAAUUCCAUAAAUCAUUUUUCCAAAUUAAUUUCCAUAUUAUUAUGCCAACCAAUGGCCCACAACUAUGGCCUGUUAAUGUUGUUAACCCAAUCAACCCUCCAGUCAUGCAAAGAUCUAUUGAUCGUCCUAAGAAGAAUCGUAACAAGGUGAAUGAUGAACCGAGGAUAAGAAAUACACUGCCUAGAACUCUUCAAACUGUCAAGUGCAAGAAAUGUGAGAGUUUUGGCCAUAACAAACAAACGUGUAAAGGGAAGCGAGCUGCGGAGAGAGCGAUUCCUAAAGGUGGCAACAAAAAACCUUUAAAAAAAGGGGUGACAAGUAGGGCAAGGAAGCGGGACAAACUGUUGUAG
Molecule: messenger RNA, 369 nt
Organism: Lathyrus sativus (Indian pea)
Lineage: Eukaryota; Viridiplantae; Streptophyta; Magnoliopsida; Fabales; Fabaceae
Source: the annotation of a GenBank genome assembly